This is a messenger RNA of Pecten maximus, 417 nucleotides long. RefSeq lists its product as uncharacterized. Lineage: Eukaryota; Metazoa; Mollusca; Bivalvia; Pectinida; Pectinidae. The coding region runs from base 1 to 417 and encodes 138 amino acids. The transcript has a single exon. The record is from RefSeq and is a predicted model, not a curated record.
AUGGGUGAAAAAGCUAACAAGCCGGUUAGAUUAUUAAGCACAGUGUUACCGGGUUCAAACCAUAACGGUAAACCUCAGGUUGUGACGGCGUACAAUCGUUUAAUGGGCGGGGUCGAUUUAUCUGAUGCUAUGGUAGACGUCUUUGAAGGAGAAAGAAAAACAUUGAAAGUAUGGAAGAAACUAAUUCUUCAUAUUUUCCAACGUAUCAUGCUUAACGCAUACAUUCUGUAUACCAAAAGCACAUCAGACAAGCCGGUAAAAUCUCGAUUGAGAUUCACUCAGUUGGUCAUUGAACAUCUGGCAGGGAAUAAUGAGGCUGGUCGUGAUCAUGUUCGUGUAAGGAUUCCGCAGCGCGAACUUAUAGCAGAAGGAAAAGAGAAGGAUUGUGUAGUGUGUUCACGACGAAGAGGCUCAUGA